Molecule: messenger RNA, 1410 nt
Organism: Meloidogyne enterolobii
Lineage: Eukaryota; Metazoa; Nematoda; Chromadorea; Rhabditida; Meloidogynidae
Source: the annotation of a GenBank genome assembly
AUGUUUUGCCUUUAUAAAAAAUUAUUUAUUUUGGACAGUAGUGAAGAGAAUGAGCAACUUGAUGAGCAUGAAAAACAAUUCCUUGUUCAAAUAUACCCUUUUCUUAAAAAUGUAACGGUUGAAAGUAUUCUCUCAUUUCGGGCCCCUUUACGUGAUAUUGACUUAUCUAAGGCAGAUUUGGAGAAGAAAAGAGAAGAAUGGUUGCAAAAGGAAAGUGAAGAAAUAAAGAAGGCCUACACAGAUUGGAAGCAACGUUUAAAUGAUAAAAAACAAAUUGCGAACGAAAAAAAUGCGAAAAAUGUUGAGACUUCCUCAGCUGAUACUCAAGAGCUGUAUAAAACUAUAAUGGAAACAAUUGCUGACCAAACUGUGAGCCGUCAUCAAGAAUGUGUAAAUAUUCGUGAUUCAGUGAAGGCAGCAACUACUGAAACUCGCAAUGAAUUCCGUCAGAAAGUUAAACUUCGAGUUAUCAAUUUUUGCUUGGAAGAGGAAGAAAAGGCUUUAAGCCCUGCAAAUCCCCCAAUGCCUGGACAGAAUUCUGAAAAUUCUUUAGUCCCUUCUACCAAUAUUGGUAAAAAUGAAUUGACUAAAGAAAACGAGGACAGUUUAAAUAAAGAUGAGGAAUUGAAGGAAGAUGAUGAGUAUGAUGAAGAUAAAGACGAUAAAAUAAAGAAUGGAAAGGGAAAGGAUGAUAAAGGUUCUAAUUCCGCUGAAGAAGACAAGAAUAAGUUAAAGGAUGUUAAGGAAAAUGGUACUGACUCUUCGGAAUCUGGCGAAGAAAAUGAAGAUAAAAUGAAGAAUGACGGAGAAAAGGAAGAGAAGGAUUCUUCAAAAGAUGAUGAGGUUAAAGAAGCAAAGAACUUAGAAAAGAAGCAAGAUAUUGGGAAGGAAACGAAUGGGGAAGAUGAAAAUGAAGAAAAGAAAAUGGAUGAAGAUGAGAAAGAUGAAGAGGAAGGGAAGGAUGUGAAAAAGGAUAAUAAGGAAGAGAGUGGUCCAACUCCUCAAAAUGAGGAGGAUAAUGAUGAGGCCGGAAACGAUGAAGAUGAAGCGCCGGAAGUUAAUGGAAAAGAUUAAAAACUGAGAGAGAUUGACGGAGAAUUUAAGUAAACACUAAAAGCGCUUGAAAAUCCUGUUUAUAGUAAAUAUUUUUAAAGUUUUAUUAACUAUUUUUACGUAAAAUUUCACUUGUAUUGACAUCAUUUUCUGUCUUUAUUAAAUUUGAUAAUUUUCGUGCGAGCUGUUUCAAAAUUUAGAUUUUUGCGGUUUUUAUUUCGAUUUUAACUUUUUUUAUUGUUUCGAAACAGCUUUGCUUACUCUAAAGUAAAUUGGCCUUUUCGAGAGUUUCACAAUCAUAAACACGGAUUUUUACCAUUUUAUCAACAUUUACAGUCCAUUUUUCAUUAUGUCCCG